CACCAACACCGACUUGCAACACUCCGAGGCAAUAGACACGUACAUGUGCGACCCCUGUGGCCAAUUGUUUAGAAAAAAACAUUCUCUAAUUCGCCACAUGAAAGCACAUCUGCGAGCAAAUCCUAAAAUGUUACCAAUGCGAGUACACUCCAGCAAAAAGGUAUUCUUUUGUGAAAUAUGUCACAAACAGUUCUUUCAAUCGGGCCACUUCAACCGCCACAUACGAACACACACGGGGAGCAAGCCGCACGUCUGUAACAUCUGUAACAAAGAGUUUGUGAGAAUGGACUGUUUAGAAAUACACAAACGAAUCCACACUGGACGGAAACCAUACUCCUGCAAGUUCUGUGAGAAGCAGUUCACGCAGUCACAUAACUUAACGAGACAUAUCAGAAUACACACCGGCGAGAAGCCGUACGUGUGCGAUAUAUGCUCGAAGCGGUGUUCGCAGUCGGGCGACUUGAAGACUCAUAAACAGAUCCACGAGAUUGAUGAGAAGUUUCCGUGCCAUUUGUGUAACAAGAGGUUCAAGUGGAAAUCAGCUUUGAACAAACAUACACGGAACCACAUUAGGAAGAACGCUCGGGACAAAUAGAAAAAAUCUAAACUUGUUUCUCACUGGUCACGUGAAACAUGC
Cydia amplana is the source of this 637-nucleotide messenger RNA. RefSeq names its product zinc finger protein ZFP2-like. The coding region runs from base 44 to 595 and encodes 183 amino acids. Gene Ontology annotation, molecular function: RNA polymerase II cis-regulatory region sequence-specific DNA binding; DNA-binding transcription factor activity, RNA polymerase II-specific. Gene Ontology annotation, cellular component: nucleus. NCBI's taxonomy places the organism in Eukaryota, Metazoa, Arthropoda, Insecta, Lepidoptera, Tortricidae. Gene Ontology annotation, biological process: regulation of transcription by RNA polymerase II. The transcript has a single exon. The record is from RefSeq and is a predicted model, not a curated record.